UUUGGUCACGCCCACUCCCGCGAGAACGCGCCACCUCCCAGUAAUCCUCGCGGCAGACGUUACCGGCGCCCUUCAGCGCGGAAGAAACAUGGCGUCCGCUACUCGCAUUAUCCAGAGGCUUCGGAACUGGGCAUCCGGGCAAGACCUGCAGGCGAAGCUGCAGCUACGCUACCAGGAGAUCGCCAAGCGGACUCAGCCUCCUCCUAAGCUCCCUGUGGGCCCCAGCCACAAGCUGUCCAACAAUUAUUACUGUACUCGAGAUGGCCGUCGGGAAUCUGUGCCCCCCUCCAUCAUCAUGUCCUCUCAGAAGGCUCUGGUGUCAGGCAAGACAGAGGAGAGCUCAGCUGUGGCAGCCACUGAGAAGAAGACAGUGACGCCUGCUCCUCCUGUGAAGAGGUGGGAGCUGUCCAAGGACCAGCCUUACCUGUGACACUAACCUGAGCCACCUGGCCAUGUUCUCAGGGCCAUCUGAUUGCUUCUCUUUCUUGGAAUACUUCGGGGGAAAAUGUGACCUAAUUUAUAAUAAAUAUAUAGAGCUCCACAUU
Messenger RNA from Nannospalax galili (Upper Galilee mountains blind mole rat), 545 nucleotides. RefSeq names its product NADH:ubiquinone oxidoreductase subunit A7 (gene Ndufa7). Lineage: Eukaryota; Metazoa; Chordata; Mammalia; Rodentia; Spalacidae. The record is from RefSeq and is a predicted model, not a curated record. Gene Ontology annotation, biological process: ATP synthesis coupled electron transport; mitochondrial electron transport, NADH to ubiquinone. Gene Ontology annotation, cellular component: mitochondrial inner membrane. The transcript is spliced from 4 exons. The coding region runs from base 89 to 430 and encodes 113 amino acids.